Messenger RNA from Peromyscus maniculatus bairdii (prairie deer mouse), 1097 nucleotides. Its product is annotated as olfactory receptor 4F3/4F16/4F29-like. Gene Ontology annotation, cellular component: membrane. Gene Ontology annotation, molecular function: G protein-coupled receptor activity; olfactory receptor activity. The record is from RefSeq and is a predicted model, not a curated record. NCBI's taxonomy places the organism in Eukaryota, Metazoa, Chordata, Mammalia, Rodentia, Cricetidae. Gene Ontology annotation, biological process: G protein-coupled receptor signaling pathway.
CUCUUGUGCCCUUCAGAGAAUAGUCACCUUAUGGUCAGACUUGCACAAGUUGAUGGAUGGAGGAAAUCACUCUGUGGUAUCAGAAUUUUUAUUGCUGGGCCUCACCAAUUCAUGGAGAAUUCAGAUUCUCCUUUUUCUGUUCUUCACAGUAUUUUAUGUAGCAAGCAUGCUGGGAAAUCUUCUCAUCGUGCUCACAAUCAUCUCAGACCAUCACCUGCACUCCCCCAUGUACUUCCUGCUGGCAAACCUCUCCUUUAUAGAUACAGGUGUGUCCAGCAUUGCUACUCCAAAGAUGAUUUAUGACCUCUUCAGGAAGCACAAAGUCAUCUCCCUGAAUGGGUGCAUCACUCAGAUGUUCUUCAUUCACACUGUCGGAGGAACAGAGAUGGUGCUGCUCAUAGUCAUGGCCUAUGACAGGUACAUCGCUAUCUGUAAGCCCCUCCACUACCUCACCAUCAUGAGUCUAAGAAUGUGCAUUUUUCUUUUGGCUCUGGCUUGGACCAUUGGCCUUAUCCAUUCUGUGGCCCAGUUGGCUUUUGUUGUAAAUUUACCCUUCUGUGGAGCUAAUAAAAUGGAUAGCUUUUAUUGUGAUUUUCCUCGGUUCAUCAAACUUGCAUGUACAGACACAUACAGACUGGAGUUCCUGGUCACUGCCAACAGUGGUUUCAUCUCCAUGGCCACCUUCUUCAUCCUGGUUGUGUCUUACAUCUUCAUCCUGGUCACGGUUCGUAAACACUCCUCGGGUGCUUCCUCCAAGGCCCUCUCCACUCUCUCAGCUCACAUCACUGUGGUAGUUUUCUUCUUUGGUCCUUGUAUUAUUGUCUAUGUGUGGCCUUUCCCUACGUUACCCAUAGAUAAGUUUUUAGCAAUUUUUGAUGCUAUUAUCACUCCUUUUAUGAAUCCCGUCAUCUAUACACUUAGAAAUAAGGAGAUGAAGGUUGCGAUGAGGAGACUCUUUAUUAGGGCUUUAAGUUUAAAAAAUUUUUUCAUUGGGAGUUCAAGAGAUUCAGAUUAAAAUAGAACGUUCUUGAGGGUAAAUCAUUUUUAUUCUUUACUGAGUGGUCUACAUUCAUGCAAGCAAUACUGAAUGGACUCAG